CGCUCGCAACCGUGGUGGGGGGCAUCCUUUGCGGAGCCGACUUGAGGCCGCGCUGGCGGCAGCGUUAUCCGCGGUUGACGGAGACGGGGGUAAAAAGGGGAACCUGUGGCGCCCCCACCCGGUAGUGACAGUUUCUCUUGGGCCCGCCCGCCUUCCCCCCAUCCGCCCCGCAGUAUGGCUGCCAUGGGAGGUGCCAUCUUGGAAGAGGCAUCACUUCCUGUGUGUAGGAAGGAGAACUGUGGUGCUGGUGUGAGAACAGAGCAAGUUCCCACAAAUAUUGAAUGGAACUCCUGCUUCAAGCACAGCCAGUGUUGGGAUGGAUCCCUCCCAUGCUUGUAGCAUUCUCCAGCAACUCAAAGCAAUGUAUGAUGAAAGACAGCUGACAGAUAUUGUGGUGGAAGUGGAUCAUGGGAAAACUUUUUCUUGUCAUCGGAAUGUUCUUGCUGCAAUCAGUCCUUACUUCAGAUCAAUGUUCACUAGUGGCCUUACUGAGAGCACCCAGAAAGAAGUUCGGAUUGUUGGUGUUGAAGCAGAGUCCAUGCAUUUAGUACUGAACUAUGCAUAUACCUCCCGAGUAAUACUGACAGAGGCCAACGUCCAGGCUUUGUUCACUGCAGCUAGUAUAUUCCAGAUCCCUUCUAUCCAGGAUCAGUGUGCUAAAUACAUGAUCAGUCAUUUGGAUCCGCAGAACUCCAUUGGCGUAUUUAUCUUUGCUGAUCAUUAUGGGCAUCAGGAACUGAAAGUCAGAUCACAAGAUUACAUUCGUAAAAAGUUCCUGAGUGUCACUAAAGAGCAAGAGUUUCUCCAACUGAGGAAAGACCAACUCAUAAGCAUACUGGACAGCAAUGAUUUAAAUGUUGACAAGGAAGAGCAUGUCUAUGAAAGCAUUAUAAGAUGGUUUGAACAUGAACCCAACAAAAGAGAAGUCCACUUGCCAGAAAUUUUUGCCAAAUGCAUCCGCAUGCCUCUUUUGGAUGAAGCAUUCACAGAGAAAAUUCCUCCCAUGUUUGCACAGGCUAUAGCCAAAAACUGUGUACAGAAAGGACAAAGUGGUGCCAAUGGCUAUACCCAACGGCUCGGAAUGACUGCUUCAGAAAUGAUCAUCUGCUUUGAUGCUGCCCACAAACACUCAGGGAAGAAGCAAACAGUGCCUUGUUUAGAUUCCGUCACAGGGAGAGUGUUCAAACUAUGCAAACCACCCAAUGAUUUGCGAGAAGUGGGGAUUCUUGUCUCUCCUGACAAUGACAUUUAUAUUGCUGGAGGGUACAGACCAAGCAGCAGUGAGGUCUCCAUAGAUCACAGAGCAGAAAGUGACUUCUGGAUGUAUGAUCAUUCAGGCAAUAGAUGGAUCCCUAAGGCUCCACUGCUUCGUGCUAGAAUAGGCUGCAAACUGGUUCAUUGCUGUGGUAAACUGUAUGCAAUAGGUGGUCGGGUGUAUGAAGGAGAUGGACGCAACUCGCUGAAAUCUGUGGAGUGUUACGAUGGCAGAGAGAACUGCUGGACAGCAGUCUGUCCAAUGCCUGUAGCAAUGGAGUUUCAUAAUGCUGUGGAAUAUAAAGAUAAUAUCUAUGUUUUACAGGGAGAAUUUUUCCUAUGCUAUGAUCCUCGAAAAGAUUACUGGGGUUUCUUAACUCCUAUGACUGUGCCUAGGAUCCAGAGUUUGGCAGCUGUCUACAACAACUCCAUUUACUACAUUGCUGGAACCUGUGGAAACCAUCAGCGUAUGUUUACCGUAGAGGCCUAUGACAUUGAGUUGAACAAGUGGACUCGAAAGAGGGACUUCCCAUGUGACCAGUCCAUUAAUCCAUACAUUAAACUUGUUGUCUUGAAAAAUAAACUUCAUUUGUUUGUCCGAGCUACUCAAGUCACUGUUGAAGAGCAUGUCUUCAGAACCAGCAGGAAGAAUUCGCUUUAUCAGUACGAUGAACUUACUGACCAAUGGCAAAAGGUGUAUGAGACCCCAGAUAAGCUCUGGGAUCUUGGACGUCAUUUUGAAUGUGUUGUUGCUAAAUUGUAUCCACAGUGUCUUCAGAAAGUUAUUUGAAUGCUCUCCUCCCUCCUUUCAUUGGUAAAAGGCCUUAGUGACUUUGAUAUUUAAUGGUAGCAGAAAAAUCUGUUUUUAAAGAAAAACCAACUCAAUUUUGUCAGUAUUUAAUGUGAGCUGAAAUUGAUGGCUUUUUUUUACAUGGGGAUGGGUGCUCUUUAAAGGUUGCAGUGGGGAGAAGGGAAUUAGUGGUUUAAUUUCCUAAUGGAUGUUUUCCUUUGGAGUAAGGAGUGGGUUACAAAGUGCAAUUAUCAGCAUUUUCUUUGUUAGAGUCAUUUGAUCAUGUUGUUCUACAGUGAUAAUUUGACUAAAAGCAAGAGUAGGUGGAUUGGGGUAACUAUGCACUACACUGAGAGCAACUAACAUGAAUAGCUGAAAUGAAGAGCACGUUUGAAGUGACUUAUCUAAAAUACGGGUAAAAUCUGAGGCAAUAUUGCUAGCUUGCUGUUUUAGAUUCUGUGACACUAAAUAGACAAAUUCCUGGUCCUUAUACCUCUUCCAUAUGUAUAAAGGUACUGAAAUAUUUGUAAUACAGUGUGGUAGUUGCUGCAGAAAUAUCAAGAUUUGCAGCAGACCAUGAGCUAUCAUCUGGAAAAAAAAAGGCUGCCUUUGGGGGCUGCAUUGCUUCUCUCCUUAGAGUUUAGUUUAAGUGUGUGUGAUUGUCUGUUCUUGAACUUCCAGUGGCAUCAGGAGAGCCAUUUUCUGCCAACUAAAUGUAGAGCUUCAAAAGCAGUUGAACACAUUGGUCACUCCAUAAAGGGCUUAAACCCAAUGGUGCUAGCACAUCUUUAAUACUUAAAAAGUUUGAAAUGGGUCAAAUGGGACUGCUAAUUUAAAGCAGUCAAUUAGUAUUAAUGUCUCUAGUCUUAAGCAUGUAUCUUGUUGCUUUGUGUAUGAAUCCCUAUUUUAGUUUGAAUUUCUCUUAUGGAGCUAAUUCUUGCCUAGAAUAAGGACAGGCAUAGUCUUAAUCUCACUUUGGGGAGAGUUGUUCCAUCACUUAGAAGGUUAAGCGCAAAGUGCAGUUUGUUUGUCCAUCCUUCAAUAACUCUUUAAUUGAGUAGUUUGAAAUACUAAUAGUUAGCCAUAAUAGAUGGAGUUUGGCUGCAGUCCUUUGCUCACUUACCUGGGAGUAAGCCCAUUUAACACAGUAUGACUUAAUUCCAAGUAAAUGUGCAUAGGAUUAUAUUGUGAGAUAAUAUUGAGCAUACUACUGAGCCAUUCUUCAAAAAUAUGGCGUGUUAACUCAUCACCUUAUGUUCCCCUCUGUUGUCAUUUUGGCAUUCAUUUGACUUGCAGCUGAUACAUUUUUCAUGGAACAAUGAUUUGCCCCCAGUCACCUUAAUGGUGAAGCAAUUCUGGCUUUUGCCAGUACCAUUGAAUCCUUCUAACUGUUGCCUGGUUUUCUGAACUCCGAUUAUUUCUGGAGUAAUGUGAAAUUUUGCACCACUGAGUUUUCUUUCUGUUCCGAGGAUAGCCACUUUAGGAAGUCUUCGCAUAAAAACUUUUGGAGCAGGGUAAGAAUCCAGUUUGUUGUGACAUAGGCCUGGUUUGUACAUAACAUUAUGUAAUAACAUUAAACCAUAAAUAUAAACAAUGGUUUAAUGAGAAUUAGCAGUGUGCUGAUUCGCUAGGCUAGCACUGUGCUUGUUUCUCUCAUUCCCUGCUCUGCUGCUGGGAGACAAGGCAGAGUGUAGCAUGUUGCAUUGGCUGAACCUGGGAAUAUGGUUUGUUUCUCUCCAAACCACGAUUGAAACCCAAAGUGUGUUAUUGGCUUACUACUCAUGGCUUAUUUUGGAAGAAACUAGGAGCCUGUGUUCAGACGUCACAAGAAACCAAACUCUAGGUUAUUUCCCAAUGACAUAACAGAAAUGGGAGGAACAAAACAAGCACUGUAUUAGCAGCAUGGUAGUGCAUGCAGCUCAUUCGUGUUUAACCAUUGUUUGUUUUUAACUGGUUUAAUGUUGUAUAUAGACCCGGUCUCUUUGUUUUUAUUUGGAAUGACUAAGGUUUUGUUAACAUCUUUUAGGUAGUCUUAAUGUGAUAGUUCUGAAAGGUUAAUAGUAGAUCUUUUCUUGGUGAUUCUUUGCCAGGGACGACAAGAUGGGCACAAUUGCUCAAGAAGGAAACAUGCCCUGUGUUCAUCUUAGUUCAGUUUCAGUUUUGCUUUAAAGAAUGAUGAGUUGGCCUUAUAUCAAAGGAUGGCCGCUACUUCUAACAAUAGAUACUCAUGUCAGUCAAACUGUAGUUUAAAGAGAUUAAAUUUAGGAUAUUCAAUAAAUAUUAACAUGUAAUCCCCAUAAACAUUUUGUGUUAAUAUGUUCCUACUUGACUUUGUAUGUUUUAAAUCUUGCACAAUAUAUUGAACACAACUGUGAAACUAAAGGAUAAUAAAACCUCGUUCUGUUACAUACCUCAUCUCCCAGAGAUUCAGCAAGCAGCCUUUUGUCUUUGGGUUUCUUUAUAUACCAUGCAGGAGGUACAGUAGCUUGAACAUAAAAUGCCCGUGAGCAUAUAUCAUGAUGUGUUUAUAAUUUUUCUUUGUCUCUUUUAACAACAUUCAGACAUCAGCCUAGUACAGAAUAUAGGCUGGGGAACUAUAAUCAUUUUUCUUCACAAAAUGCCAUAGCUUCACAUUCAACUCUUGCAUGCAAAAUAGUCUAUAUGCCUACAGCAUCUAAUCCUGCACAUUAGUCUCGUGUAGUCAACUUAAGAUAUGAAUUGGUGCUCCAGUGUGUCUGAAUGGUUCAACAAGGUUUCCAUUCAGCACUACAAGGCUGUGUUGUGCGCCCCUGCUGUUAAGAAGUGAUGGUGGAAAAAGAAUAGUGGAAAUGCUAACCUGACAGCAUAAGUUCAACCUUAAGGGUUCAUAAUGCAAGGUGUACUCGGUCUAAUGUGAUAAAUUACUACUUUAGAUAUGAGUUCUAGUGCUUCUCUGAAUGAAAGGUUUUGAUGUCUUAAGCAUAGUUGCUGAGACUAAAUUUUGAACGAAGUUAUUUCUUGGGGAUACUGUUCACACACAAAUUGUUCAGUUGCUUUCAUAUAUUUCUUAUUCCUUAGUUGGCUAUAUUUGCGCUAUUGUAAGUUUCUUACCUGCAAGCUUUCUGAAGCACCCUCCCUAAAAGUUGUUAUUAAUUUUUUUUGCAAAGAAGGUGUUAUGUAUCUUUCAAAAAAGUUCUGUUGAAAAUCUUUACAAGACUUGUUGCUGCUUUUUGACAAUCUUCUGUAUUUAUUUAGUAGAAAUGUCAAUUUGACUUGAAAUUUAAUAAAUUAAGUUAGCAAAUGACCCUGUCAUGUGAUAUAUAGAAUAUGCUGUGGUUAAUUCUACAGUAGGUUUGUUUUUAAUUUUCAUUUUUAUCUGCACUAAAUACAAAUAUCUUUUUGUCCAACAUUCACAGUGAGGGGAGGGUUUGAUCGUAGUGUGCUUAAAAGCUAACUCUUGAAUUUUUUGCCAUUGAGUGGAAUACACUGAGUCUUAUGCAUGAAUAAUUUAAGCAGUUAAUAUUAACUGAGACCUUUAGUUGUUUACAUGCUUCAAAAUUAUCUAGUGAGAAUUGUCAGUGUAAAACUUGUUUUUCAAAAAUCUGAUUCUAAAACAAACUUUGCACAGCAUGAGGACACAAAUCAUAAUUGUGCUAACCUGUGUAGGGCUAUGUUUGACUUCUCCGCUCAUCUUUUUUUUUACUGUUCUUCUAGCUUAAUUUUUUGAAACAUUACUUUUCCAUUUUAAUGCUUUUUUUGGAAACAGGCUGGGAAAAACAUCAAAGUUUUUAUUGUGAAACUUGUUGGUUUGAAGGCACAAUCUACCAAGUGCAUUAUCCACUGCUUUGCAUAUAUCCCACAUAAAUAAAGUGGGGUCGCGUGGUGGUAGUGCCUGGUGGCCUGCUCCUCUAUUACAGCUGGCUUUGUUGCGUGUGCUGUUCCUGUAGUUUGCAUAAUAUCAAAGUUCCCUGUGUUCCAAAAUCUGUUUAGAAAUGGCAUCAGAAGUUCAGUGCUCAGGUAUGUUAGUAAGAAGUACUGUAGUCCUCUGAGGGCAAAUGUGUGGUUUUUUAAACAUUUUGCCAUAAUUGCACAAUUUAUGCAUUUUGAAUUAAUGUCAUGUUAUUUUUUUCUUAUAAUAAACCUGUUCAAAUAUAA
Rhineura floridana is the source of this 6178-nucleotide messenger RNA. RefSeq names its product kelch repeat and BTB domain containing 8 (gene KBTBD8). Gene Ontology annotation, biological process: neural crest cell development. The transcript has 5 exons. The coding region runs from base 317 to 2044 and encodes 575 amino acids. Lineage: Eukaryota; Metazoa; Chordata; Lepidosauria; Squamata; Rhineuridae. Gene Ontology annotation, molecular function: protein binding. The record is from RefSeq and is a predicted model, not a curated record.